AGAUCCUCUUUUCUUUUUCUUCGUACCGCCUUUUGCACCCAUUCAUAACAAAGAAGAAAGACGCAAUCUUUUUCUCUGUCUCUUCCAUUCUUCAAAUCCUUACAGGUUUUCCUUCUCUCCUCUUCUCUCCCUUUCUCAUUUAUUUGUAUCAUUCAAUCGCAAAAGAUUCGAUCUUACGAUGACAUAAUCAAGAUUUCGAUCAUAAAAAACCAAUCUUUAUUCAUCUUAUUAUAUGGUUUUGAUUCCUUGGAAUCGAUCUGUAAUCUUCUCAUACUUAAGUUUGAUCCUAUCGCUUCUCAUCACUCUAACAAUCGAGAAACCCGACCCGGAAGCCAUGAGAGUCCAUCCAAUCCCCAGAAGCCUCAACAACAACACCUUGAUCCACCAUCAUCACCAUCUUCCGACCCGAGAACCCGGAAAGAAUCUUCGUCGUUUACCGCACAUCUUCAACCGCGUUCUUGAGCUUCCGUUAAGGUCCGAAGCAGACGUUGCGGUGGAAGAGAGACACGAUUGUUUCAGAUUCGUGGCGGAGACGGAGGGUGUCUGCGGCGAAGGGGGAGAAAUGAGGGCUUACGUGGUUGAUAUCCAUCCGGGUAUAACCAAGAUCGUUGUGAGGACAAAUGGGUUGUCUUUGGGGUUGUCGUUGGACGAAUUGGAGCUUGAUGUCUGGCGUUUUAGGCUUCCGGAGACGACGAGGCCUGAGCUUGUUACGGUGGUUUGUGUUGAUGGGGCUUUGAUUGUUACGGUGCCGAAGAUGGUUUCAGAAGAUGGUGUUGGUGGGUUUGGACAAGGUGUGGGAAGUGGGAGGCUAGUUCUUGUUCAGUAA
Molecule: messenger RNA, 826 nt
Organism: Eruca vesicaria subsp. sativa (arugula)
Lineage: Eukaryota; Viridiplantae; Streptophyta; Magnoliopsida; Brassicales; Brassicaceae
Source: the annotation of a GenBank genome assembly